CAUGCUGAAUGAGUGUCACACCAAGCUCGUGCAGAAAGCUGAAAUAUGUGAACUUUUUUUCAAAUUUAAAAGAUUUAUAGCUGAGUAAUUCGCUCGUAAUAAGUGUAAUAUGUUCCUUACCAGUUCGAUUCUCAAAAGUAUUAACGGUGUUUAUUCUUUAACUGAAAAUAAAUUAGCAUGAAACGACAAUGAAGUUUUAAGCAAAUUUAAUAAAAAGAUCGCACAAGUUGCAGCGUAGCAUGGCAAACACAGAACGCGUUGUUUCCCGAACGCGCUCACGUAAAUUAAAUAAAAUUUUUGAGCUUGAUGACGAGUUUGAAAAAAUUUCAAAUGACACUAGCAAUCAUUCAGACACAAGAUUAUUGGGAAGUAAUGGGAUUAGAAGCAAGCUACUAAAAGAUGAGUUAUACCACAUGAUAAUGAGAGAAAGAGAAACUUUAGAAGAGGAGUACUCGACAAGAGUAAAUAAUCUCCUGCAGAGUUUCAAGAACAAAAAGUCGGAGUGGGAAGAGAUGGUGAGACUAGAGCGUGAAGAUCUAGAAAAUCAAUUUGAACGCGAGCGAUCUGAAAUGAACGCUGCAUUUGCUCAUGAAAUUGCAAACCUUGCGCGUAUAUCAGAAGAAGAGAAAGCUUUGAUGAACAAACAGUUUGAGGAAAAAAUGAAACUGCGUGAACAAGAGUUUGAAAAAGAGAAGGACAAUUUAAAACAGUUUUUUUUAAAUGAAAGUGAAAAAAUUAAAGUGCAACUAUUAAGCGAAUGCGAAGAAAAGGUAAAGAACGAACAAAAAAGAAAAAACGAAAAACAUAUUAAUGAAACAAUAAACUUAGAAAAAAAAUUCGAGUCAUCAAAAACGGAAAUCGAGGCUUCCUACAAAAGACAAAUUGAAAUGUUAGAAACUAAGCACAACAAAGUUUGUUUUGAACUAGAAAGAAAAUAUGCAGAAGAAAAGAUUACCUUAGAAAGAGAGUUUCAGCGACGUCUCGAGAUCUCAGAAAUGACUUUGCGAAAAGAAACUUUAAACAGAGAAGAAAUAGAACGCAUAGCUACACUAGAAAAAAAUAAUACACAGGCUUUAGUUAACAUGUUAAAGGAAGAAAUUGAAAGAUUUAAAGAAGAAAUUGAUCGUCUUAAAAAGCAACCAAUUCCAUGCCCAGAAGUACGAAUAGUUGAAAAAGAAGUGCCAAACAAUAACUCGGUUUUAUCUUUUAAAAGUCGAAUGGAUUUACCUCCAAACCUUAAAGAUGAGUUUGAUUUUUUACUGAACGAAUAUAAAGAAAAUCUAAAAGACAAGUAUAAAAGUGAUAAUGAGGCGAUGGAAAAAAAAAUUGAAAUUGAAAAGGGAAAACUAAAAGAAAAAUUUUUAAAACAAAAAGAAGAACUUGAAAAACGCCUCAAUGAAGAAAAGCUUCGAAUAGAGAAAGACUUUAACAGAAAUCGGGAAGACAUGGAAAAAGAAAUUGAACGAAGGUUACGAACUAAGCAAUUACAAGAAUCAUUGCUUGAUCAUCAGAAAAGAUUUGACGAUUCAAAUAGAAAAAUAGCCGAAGAAGAUCGCUUUAAACUUGAAAAAGUGCUGGAAAACGAAAACAAAAGAAAUGCUAUUUUAAUACAGGAAUUGACACAAGAAAACGAAGGCUUAAAACUAAAAGCUAAAGCUUUAGAAGAUAACAAUCAACUUUUGAAAAAUUUAAAAGAAGAGGGGCAACAAGAAGUUGAUAGGUUAAGAAAUGUUGUACAAGACCUCAAAAUAAUAGUCGAAGAAAAAAAAAUUAGCGAUAAAAACCCUGCCUCAACAGAUUAUUCGUCACUAAUUAUGACGUUAAUAAACCAACAACAACAAAAACAAGUUCAACAGCCAUCAAAAACUCCUGAUCAAAAUAUUUUGAAGAAAGAAGAGGAAAUUAAAGCUGAAAAAAAGAAAUUGGAGAAGCUAAGGUUGGAUCUGCAGCAACAAGAAAAGGAUAUCAAAGACCGCAAAAACAUAGAAGAUGCCGCUAAAUUGGCAUUAGAUAAAUCUCACGAAAAAUACGAAAAUUUAUUGAGCGAGAAGAAUCGUUUAGAAAAAUCUCUUAAGUCACUUGAAGGAAAAGUUUUUAGUAUGCAAGAUGAGUUUGCAAAAAUGAAGAAUACUCCUCAGCAACAUAGCAUACCAGUUAAGCCAAUGUACCAUGGAAUUCUUGAGAGCUCUGAUACUCAAUUUACUUUUAUUCCCAUUCAAUCUCCAAACCAAACAGUUAACUCUCCUAACACGCCUCUUCCGUUUCUUCAUCCAAAUCAAAGUGUUUUGACAAAUAAAAUUGAAAAUCUGAAAAAAAAACUAAAGGACUCACAAUAUGGGUACUCAGUGUUAGAGAAAGAAAUAAGAGACCGUGAACGGCAAAUAGAAAAACUUGAAAACGCACUCAUGAAAGAAAAAGAAAUAUCGUCUGGAUUGAGGGAUUCAUUAUCAGAAGAAAAAAGCAAGUUUGUACGUUAUAAAGAUGAAAAAGAAAAAGAAAUAAAAAUGCUAAUGAAGGCAAAAAGGAGUACAGAAGAAAUAAAACUGCAAUUAGAACUAGAAGUUCAGGAACUAAAAUCAAAAUUACAGCAUGCUGGUCAAACACUUACCGCUGUUCGUAAGCAGGCAUCCGAUGACUUAAAUUCUUCUUACAUACUUCAACGUGACACAAAUGAAGUGGUUAGAAAUCUAAAGUCGCCCGGUUUUUCUCAAACGGUAGCAUCAAUACUUGCAAAUUCAGAAAAGCGAAAAGUCAAUAUCGAUCCAAAAUAUCAGAGUGAUAGCAAAUUUGUAUAUGUAAAUUCCUCACCAGAAGAUAUUGAUAGAGUUAAAAGAUUGGAAAACGACAAAAAGAAACUAGAAGUCGAGCUCGAAUCAGUGAAAGAAAAUUUAAAUAACUAUACAAACAAAUUGGAGAACCAGCUCCGAAAGUUGGAAAUAAAAGUAGAACAACAGAAUGAUUUUAUAAUUAAGCGCCCCGUUAGCAAACUUGAUGAUGAUGUCAAUCAAGAUAGUCUAAGAAACCAAAAAGUACAUCUGCAAAAACUUAUCGGAAGAUUGUCAGCUUUGCAACAUUAGAAAUCGGCUUUUUAUACUUUUAAAAAUCUGUUUAUAUGUAUAUAGUUGAGCAUGUAUAUAUAUUUUAGAACAUAAA
Hydra vulgaris (swiftwater hydra) is the source of this 3153-nucleotide messenger RNA. RefSeq names its product trichohyalin. Lineage: Eukaryota; Metazoa; Cnidaria; Hydrozoa; Anthoathecata; Hydridae. The record is from RefSeq and is a predicted model, not a curated record.